Cotesia glomerata is the source of this 1329-nucleotide messenger RNA. RefSeq lists its product as uncharacterized. Gene Ontology annotation, molecular function: double-stranded DNA binding. NCBI's taxonomy places the organism in Eukaryota, Metazoa, Arthropoda, Insecta, Hymenoptera, Braconidae. The record is from RefSeq and is a predicted model, not a curated record. Gene Ontology annotation, biological process: regulation of DNA-templated transcription; termination of mitochondrial transcription. Gene Ontology annotation, cellular component: mitochondrial matrix. Bases 57 to 1283 code for a protein of 408 amino acids. The transcript is spliced from 4 exons.
AAAUUUAAUAAAAAAAAAAUUAAAACUGAGUAUAAUUAAAAAAAAAAAAAAAAAAAAUGGCAAACAGUGUCGUAAGGUGUCUAGUAAAAAAUUUACUAAAAAUUAACCCCAAAUCCAGCAUCAGGAUUGCUACCAUUCAAACAUCAACAAUAAUAAAUAAUAAUCGUAAACAAAGCACAUCAACAGAUUCAACAAAAUUGUUACCGCCAGCCCUGGACCCAGAUUACCACGACAUCAAAGGAUUUAGGCAGUUCCUGGACGACCAUCAUAUGGGGCCCAAAGCAGCCUAUGUGCUGAUGAAAGUCGCCAGAGUUCCCAGAAACACUGCCCAGGAAGUUGUCAAAGACUUUACGUUAUUCAAAAAGCUGUCAAAAAAUGAUAUUGUCAAAAAUUACGCGGCUUUACUUGCAGCCGGUCUUACCAGCGAGGAGAUUAAAAAACAUCCUUAUGUGCUAGCUGAUACUCCAGAUGACUUGGCCUUGAAAAUUACGAUGUUCAAUCAGAUGAAGCUGGAUUUAAAUGACGGUAUCAGGCUAUUCCAAAUUCCAGCUCGCAGGUUUUCGCGCUAUUUGGUUGUCGUCAGCGAUGACAAGAAAAUUAUUCCUGAGUUCAACAGCCGGAUUGAAUAUUUGGCCAAUCAACUUGAGACCACUCCUAAAGAAAUAUGUGACAGAUUACCGAGUCGCAGUCAGGUUUUUGGAGUUCCAAUGGAAAGAAUAGUCAGUCUUACAAAAAUUUUUCUAGAUGGCGGUAUGCCGAAGAGUACAUUAAAAGAAUAUUUACAUCUUUACGCGCUUGAUUACUCGAGAUCUAUCAACAGGGCUGCAACGACAAGAGAAUUAGGAAUUACUCCGCUUACACCAUGGUUUGUUCGAUGUCCAGACGAAAAAUUUGAAGAAUAUGUCACAAAGUAUAAAGAAAAAAAAAAUAUUGAAAAACCUUAUGAAAAUAUUAAUGACUACGUGAUGACUCUCUUCAAAUGCAAUGCAUCGGAUAUCGAAAGUCUCUACAGACGAGAUCCUCGUCUGCGUAAGAUGAACAAGAAAAUUUUGACCGACAUGUUUAAAUUUUUACACCAACUGGGUUAUACUUUCGAAGAGCUAUUUAUAUCUCCUCGAUGUUUUCAUUGCUCACCAGAAAAUCUCCGUGAAAAAUACGAUUUAUGGAUGGAGAAUGACUUGGGGCGACCUCCUUUGGUCGUUAUCUCUUCCUCGACUGGGUUGUUCCAAAAGUGGCUGAAAAAAAGGACCAAAAAAGAAAUCGUCCAGUCUUCUCCAACAUAACUUAUGUUUAUUUCUUUAAAAUAAAUUCAUUUAUCAACAUUUUAAA